CUACCGUCUAUUUAUAUCAAAAAGAAAAGAUUCAUGAAACUGGACCAGCCUGUUUGAAUCUUGUCCCAUUCACAAAUCUCCCCAUAUAUAAAUAAAGACCCUUCACUCCUAAAAACCAAAACCAUCAUCAACCAUCUAAGCAUUCCGAUUUCUUCUAAGAUUCUCAAAUCAAUUAAAAAGAAAAUGGCUUUUUGGUCUGCUGAGAAUGCUACUAAAGCCUAUCUUAGUACAUUGAAAACGGAUCAAAGGACAAAAGAACCAAACGUGGCUGAAUUCAUAUCGGCUCUAGCCGCCGGAAAUAACGCUAAAAAGAUCGCCGUGGCUUGCGCCGGAGCUGCAAACGCCGACAUACUCGUUGCCCUAAUCGCUGCGGCUAACCAAACACGCGGUAAAGUGGUAUGCGUUUUACGUGGCAUCGAAGAACUAAUCAUAUCCAAGAAAAUGUUAGAGCCAUCAGAGAUUCGUCAGAUAAAUUUCGUAGUCGGAGAAUCUAACGAUAACACUCUAAUUAAUGAUCAUUUCGGAGAAGCUGAUUUCGUCCUCGUCGAUUGCAACCUCGAGAACCACCAAGAGAUCGUUAGAAAGAUUGUUAAUCACCAUGAAGAAAACGCAAGAAACGGCGGUGGAAGCGGUGUGGGGGUUGUGGUGGGUUAUAACGCGUUUUCGAGAGGGUCGUGGAGGUUUAGCGAUGGGAGGAGGACGCAGUUUUUGCCUAUAGGUGAAGGAUUGCUUGUGACGAGGGUCAACGAUAAUGGUAAUUAUAGUCAGAAGAUGAUGAUGAUGAACAAAAACAAUCAUCAUCAUGAUCAUGCGAGGAAGAGUCAUUGGGUGGUGAAAGUUGAUAAGUGCACAGGAGAGGAACAUGUGUUUAGGGUUAGGGUUCCACGAGGAGAAACCAUUAUUGAAGCUUAGUUUAAAUCCUAUAUAUCAUUGGGUACUUUUAGAGCAAAAAAAAUCACCUCUGUGAUGGUUCAGACGAGUGAGAGUAGUAAGAAGAUUAGUUAUUUUUGUAAAAGUAAUUAAAAGGAGUUUUGAGUGUUUUGUUUGUAUGACGAGUGAGAAAAGUCUUUUUUUACAUAUAAAGACUUUAUUUGUAAGUGUGAAUAUAUGAAGAAAUGUGUGUUUGCUUUUAGUUAAUUCUCUUUUUGAUUUUUGGAAUUUACUUUCGUCUUGUCUUGAGCAUGUGUACACAC
Messenger RNA from Thlaspi arvense, 1193 nucleotides. The record is from the annotation of a GenBank genome assembly. NCBI's taxonomy places the organism in Eukaryota, Viridiplantae, Streptophyta, Magnoliopsida, Brassicales, Brassicaceae.